CUCCGUCUCCAAACCGAAGAGAGCCAGCCCAGCGCGUAAGCUCCGAUUUCGGCGUUGAGUGAGGAGGCCAGGUGCGUGUGAAUCAUCUCCAGGCUGGGCUUCUUUGCACUCCUUCACUUCUUUCCCUACCACAGCUCUCCGUUCCCUAUUCGGCCUGAUCCUCCUGAUUCCCUCUCCGACAUCGACUGGGUUGAAGUUGUCACAAUGGGCGUCUUCUACGAGACCAUCCCCUCCUCCCUCCGCCCAUGGAUCCUCGAGCAGAAGAUGCUCUGGGUAGGCUCCGCGCCCCUGUCCGCCGACGGCCACAUAAACAUCUCUCCCAAAGGCGGCCAAUACUUCGGCAUCGUCGACGAGCGGACCUUCUGGUACAUGGAUCUGACCGGCAGCGGCGUCGAGACGCAUGCGCACCUGCACGAACCGGGAAACGGACGUAUUUGCGUCAUGUUCAUGGCAUUCGAGGGCCCACCGCGCAUCAUCCGCAUCUGGGGCAAAGGGCGAGCCAUCGAGAACGGAUCGAAAGAGUUCGAGGCGUUUGUGCAGAACCACAAGGUCAAGGCGAUCCCGGGCUCGAGGAGUAUUAUCGUCGUAGAUGUGCAUCAGGUGGCGACGAGCUGUGGGUUCUCAGUGCCGUUCUAUGAGUGGAAGGGGUGGAGAACGACGUUGAAUGAUUUCUUUGAGAAGAAGGAUAGGGCGUAUAAGGCUGGGAAGGAAGACGAGAGCAUGGACAAGUAUUGGGCGUAUAAGUCUCAACUGAGCAUCGAUGGCUUGCCUGGCAUGAAGCGAGGCUACGACUACGCACAGAAGAACAACGUCGCUCCUCUGAAGAAGAUGGUCGGAAAAUGGGCGCCUAAGGCCCCUCGCACUGCAUACACCAUUUCUCCAGUGCAUCUCUUCCUCGUCGGGAUGCUGAGCUUCAUUAUCGGGGUAACACUGACACUUACGCUGGCUUCUCCGGAGACCGUCAGGCGGAUCCAGCACAAGGAGCACUUUUUCUGAGGACAGAACUUCAUGAGGCAUUCUAACCAUCUCCAUGGAUAUCCCUGGCUUCGCGGGCUUUGGGAUUUCGGCAUUCUGGACGCGGUUCUCCUGUUACGUUGUGGCGUUCCAUGACUUCUUGUUAUAUCCUCAUCAACAUCUGCGCAUAGAACAGAAACCUUGCGAAGAGCCAGGCGAAGCCCUGGAUAAUACGAGCGAUUAGCGGACUCAUCGGCGCAGUCC
Molecule: messenger RNA, 1218 nt
Organism: Trematosphaeria pertusa
Lineage: Eukaryota; Fungi; Ascomycota; Dothideomycetes; Pleosporales; Trematosphaeriaceae
Exons: 2
Coding region: 205-996 (263 amino acids)
Source: RefSeq, a predicted model, not a curated record